This is a messenger RNA of Orycteropus afer afer, 1140 nucleotides long. NCBI's taxonomy places the organism in Eukaryota, Metazoa, Chordata, Mammalia, Tubulidentata, Orycteropodidae. The record is from RefSeq and is a predicted model, not a curated record.
AUGAGUGUGGGCUGCCCAGAGCCUGAGCCGCCCCGCUCCCUGCCCUGCUGUGGGCCAGGGGCCGCCCCUGGGCCAGGAGCCGGUGUGCCCCUUCUCACUGAAGAUAUGCAGGCACUGACCCUCCGCACACUGGCCGCCAGCGAUGUCGCCAAGCAUUAUGAGCUCGUCCGGGAGCUGGGCAAGGGCACCUAUGGGAAGGUCGACCUGGUAGCCUACAAGGGCACAGGCAUGAAAAUGGCGCUGAAGUUUGUGAACAAAAGCAAAACCAAGCUGAAGAACUUCCUGCGGGAGGUGAGCAUUACCAACAGCCUCUCCUCCAGCCCCUUCAUCAUCAAGGUCUUUGACGUGGUCUUUGAGACUGAGGACUGCUACGUCUUCGCUCAGGAGUACGCGCCCGCCGGGGACCUGUUUGACAUCAUUCCUCCUCAGGUCGGGCUCCCCGAGGACACGGUGAAGCGCUGCGUGCAGCAGCUGGGGCUGGCGCUGGACUUCAUGCAUGGGCGGCAGCUGGUGCACCGCGACAUCAAGCCCGAGAACGUGCUGCUGUUCGACCGCGAGUGCCGCCGCGUGAAGCUGGCCGACUUCGGCAUGACGCGCCGCGUGGGCUGCCGCGUGAAGCGCGUCAGUGGCACCAUCCCCUACACGGCGCCCGAGGUGUGCCAGGCGGGCCGCGCCGACGGCUUCGCCGUGGACACGGGAGUGGACGUGUGGGCCUUCGGCGUGCUCAUCUUCUGCGUGCUCACCGGCAACUUCCCGUGGGAGGCGGCGUCAGGCGCCGACGCCUUCUUCGAGGAGUUCGUGCGCUGGCAGCGCGGCCGUCUCCCGGGGCUGCCGUCGCAAUGGCGCCGCUUCACGGAGCCUGCGCUGCGCAUGUUCCAGCGCCUCCUGGCGCUCGAGCCCGAGCGCCGCGGUCCCGCCAAGGAGGUCUUCCGCUUCCUGAAGCACGAGCUCACUUCCGAGCUGCGGCGCCGGCCCUCGCACCGCGCGCGCAAGCCCGCGCCCCCCGCCGGUGGGCCUGUGCCUGUCCCCGUGCCCGAGGCCGGCCUGGCACCCCCAGGGCCCCCGGGCAGGACCGACGGCCGCCCGGACAAGAGCAAGGGGCAAGUGGUGCUGGCCACGGCCAUCGAGAUCUGCGUCUGA